AUGAACACUACAGCGAGGUUCCUGCACAUCCUGUUUGUGUGCAUGUGUGUCUCAGCUGUUCAAGCACGGAUCUGGGCCUGGAUGCUAUCGAUGCCAUACAGCCCACCUGAAGAAGGACCUAUGGGGUUGAGAGAAAGAGAGACAGAGUUAUCUCCCAACAGUCAAAAGGGUGAUAUGGUGGCCUGUGAUCAUGAUCGUGCCUGUGGAAGGGGUUUCUCCUGUGACCGCCACUUUGGUCUGUGUGUUCCUCUAAGACAAGAAGGGAAAUAUUGCCGGCGAGAUGCCCAGUGUGUACGUGGACUAAGCUGCAUGUAUGGCAGAUGCAUCCGGAGCAUUCCAGAAGGACAGGAAGGUGCCCGCUGUAAAUUAGACAAGGACUGUGGGGCUUCGAUGUGCUGCGCACGUCACCAUGGUGAGAGGGUGUGUAAGCGUCGGCUGGUACUGGGUGAGAGCUGCUUCGUGCCGGAUGGAGGACUGGCAUUUAGCAUCAACCAGAUCUGUCCAUGUGAUGAGGGACUGCUGUGUCGUGGAAACGGUCAGCAACAAAAAAGAGAGACAGAGUUUGUGUACAAUCCUGAUUCAACCAGCUGGACCUGCCAGGUUCCAAAACACUAAGAUAUAGUUAUUGUAUAACUAAUUUAUUGAACUGUUG
This is a messenger RNA of Tachysurus fulvidraco (yellow catfish), 652 nucleotides long. RefSeq names its product dickkopf-related protein 1-like. The transcript has 4 exons. Bases 1 to 615 code for a protein of 204 amino acids. Gene Ontology annotation, cellular component: extracellular region. Gene Ontology annotation, molecular function: receptor antagonist activity; co-receptor binding. The record is from RefSeq and is a predicted model, not a curated record. Gene Ontology annotation, biological process: multicellular organism development; negative regulation of canonical Wnt signaling pathway. NCBI's taxonomy places the organism in Eukaryota, Metazoa, Chordata, Actinopteri, Siluriformes, Bagridae.